AUAUCUUAUGUUUUCUCUCUCUCUCUCUUUUAAACUUAUAUAAUACAUGAAUUCUCUUAUAUCCCAAUUCAUUCAAGUGUCUUUGUAGUUUCAGUUCUGCACCAUAUAUUCAACUUGGUUCCUCAAAAUCAGAAGAUGGCACCAACAUCUACAGAUGCUGCAAAUGGAUCAAACCACUCAAAUGAAACCAAAGGAAAAACCAUUACUUGCAAAGCUGCUGUGGCAUAUGGUCCAGGAGAACCCUUAGUAGUAGAAGAAAUUCAUGUACAUCCUCCUCAAAAAAUGGAAGUUCGAAUCAAAAUUCUCUAUACCUCCAUUUGCCACACCGAUCUCAGCGGUUGGCAAGGCGAGUCCGAACCACAACGCGCUUUCCCUCGAAUUUUCGGCCAUGAAGCCUCCGGGAUUGUGGAGAGUGUAGGGGAAGGAGUGAGUGACAUGAAAGAAAAGGACCAUGUAGUGGUGAUAUUCAAUGGAGAAUGUGGUGAGUGUGUGUACUGCACGUGUGAGAAAACCAACAUGUGUGAGAGAUUUGGGGUGAAUCCAAUGAAGAAGGAAAUGUGUGAUGGAACAAGUAGGUUUAGUACGAAAGAUGGUAAAGCUAUUUUCCAUUUUAUGAACACUUCAACUUUCACGGAGUAUACUGUGGUGGAUUCAGCUUGUGUUGUUAAGAUCAAUCCGGAAUAUAGACUGAGUCUCAAGAAUCUCACCUUGCUUAGUUGUGGAGUUUCAACAGGAAUUGGAGCUGCUUGGAAUACUGCCAAUGUUCAUGCUGGUUCAUCUGUAGCAGUCUUUGGUUUAGGUGCAGUUGGUCUAGCCGUUGCAGAAGGGGCACGAGCCAGAGGUGCUUCCAAAAUAAUAGGUGUGGAUAUCAACUCAGACAAGUUCAUCACAGCCCGAGAUAUGGGAAUCACAGACUUCUUAAAUCCAACCGAUGAAGACAGGCCGAUAUAUGAGAGAAUCAGAGAAAUUACUGGAGGAGGAGCAGACUACAGUUUUGAAUGUACAGGAAACUUGAAUGUUCUAAGAGACGCUUUCUUGUCUGUUCAUGAGGGUUGGGGAUUGACUGUACUAUUGGGAAUUCAUGCAUCACCAAAGUUGCUUCCCAUCCAUCCAAUGGAGCUCUUUGACGGUCGCAGAAUUGAAGGAUCGGUGUUUGGAGGUUUCAAAGGCAAAAGCCAGUUGCCUAAUCUUGCCACAGAAUGCAUGCAAGGAGUGAUAAAGCUGGAUAAUUUCAUCACUCAUGAGCUUCCAUUUGAGGAGAUAAACAAAGCCUUUGAUCUUUUGAUUGCCGGGAAGUCACUCAGAUGUCUUCUGCACCUCUGAGAGAAGAUGCUAUUUUUUGCAAACAGAGAGAUCACUCUCCAGUUUUAUGAUAUCUGAAUUCUACAAUAGAAGUAUAUCUAAAUAUAAACAUGUAAUAGUGUUUCUAAAUAGUACUUACGCAGCAUUGUCUUAAUGUGAAGUUUGCUAUGACGACCAAGAAAUAAAAGUAGAAGUGUGUGAAUAGGAAUUAGUUU
This is a messenger RNA of Vicia villosa (hairy vetch), 1517 nucleotides long. RefSeq names its product alcohol dehydrogenase-like 4. Lineage: Eukaryota; Viridiplantae; Streptophyta; Magnoliopsida; Fabales; Fabaceae. Gene Ontology annotation, cellular component: cytosol. The record is from RefSeq and is a predicted model, not a curated record. The coding region runs from base 136 to 1323 and encodes 395 amino acids. Gene Ontology annotation, molecular function: S-(hydroxymethyl)glutathione dehydrogenase [NAD(P)+] activity; zinc ion binding. Gene Ontology annotation, biological process: formaldehyde catabolic process. The transcript has 10 exons.